Messenger RNA from Pleurotus ostreatus (oyster mushroom), 1674 nucleotides. It is a transcript of the gene PDE2, whose product is annotated as 3',5'-cyclic-nucleotide phosphodiesterase. The record is from RefSeq and is a predicted model, not a curated record. Gene Ontology annotation, biological process: signal transduction. Bases 1 to 1674 code for a protein of 557 amino acids. Gene Ontology annotation, molecular function: 3',5'-cyclic-nucleotide phosphodiesterase activity. Lineage: Eukaryota; Fungi; Basidiomycota; Agaricomycetes; Agaricales; Pleurotaceae. The transcript is spliced from 7 exons.
AUGCCGUGUCUCGAGAGAAUGCCUGGAGACUUCAGCGAGGGAAUAUACGGCAGGCGAAGGAGUGCUGAUCUAGGGGGCCUCCUCCUUGCGACAGGCAAUCCUGGGCAAGGCAAAGGCUGGUUGGGGUACGGGCAGGACGACGAAUAUCAAUCGACCCGAUAUGCAGAAUUGCUGAGUGAAAUGUUCGAGCAGACGAGCAACGCUGUUAACGAAAACGACCUUGAUUUUGUUCCUACGACUAUAACGAAGACUACCAGACGACGACUUAUUGAUGCUCUGGACGAUUGGCACUUUGAGCCUCACAAACUCCCCGACGAAGAGGCCAUUGCGUGCACGAUGAUAAUAUUCGAGACAUUGUACCGCAUACAGGGCAUGCAAGAAACCAUCGCCAUCUCUCUCAACCAAAUAUCCUCCUUCGUGUUCCAUCUUAGACGAAUAUACCGGUUGGAGAACACGUAUCACAACUUCCAACAUGCUCUAGAUGUUCUGCAAGCAGUUCACUGCUAUUUACGCUCAGCAGGCGUAGUGCCGCCGGUAUCUAUAUUGAACGGCGACGAUCGCAUCUGGAGGCCAGACAAAACGUGGGACAGCGGGCCUAUCGUCACGUCCUUAGGCCCCGUUGAGCUAUUUGUUGUUUACAUCGCCGCUAUCGGCCAUGACGUCGGACAUCCUGGAUUCACGAAUUUGUUCAUGAAGAACGCUCGAACCCCUUUGUCCUUGGUAUUCGACGACAAGUCAGCUCUAGAGCAGCUACACUACCAACUUCUAUUACGUGUAAUGCGCCAUCAUGGUCUCGGCGUACUUUUCGACAACACCACUCAUGGUAACCGUGCGAAGAAACUGCUUUGUGAGACCGUUCUUGCAACAGAUAUGGGUGUCCACGAUGAUUUUAUGCGUCGGAUGGAGGCGAUGGCUGCAGGAGAGGUUGGCCCGAUAUGCAACAGGCAAACCAUAACCUGUCAGGCCUUGCUGAAGUGCGCAGACAUCAGCAACCCUAGCCGGCCGUAUGAUGUAUCUCAACACUGGGCUUCUGCGCUAGCGCAAGAGUGGCUAUCUCAGACGAUUCUUGAAAAGCAUUACGAACUCCCAUGCACCAUCUUACCUGUUGCAAGCCGUCUAAGCGAGGCGAAGGGUCAAAUCUUUUUUAUCACCAAAUUUGCGAAACCAUUACUUGAUCUAACGGCGAAAGCCAUCCCUGAGAUGCGAUGCUACGCCGACCAAUGCCAGGAUAACCUGAACAGAUGGCAAGCACGAGCGCGUGAUCUCGAGAAUACCCAGACGCCCGCCAUAUACCCACCUCAUUCUCCUAAGCUCCCGCGGGAUUUCUCUAACGCCUUCCCACUUACGUUACCGACCCCAGUUUGGACGACCUAUACGAAUCCUAACCGCAGCGCGUGCUCUAGUUCUUCGUCAGACUCCAAGCAUAGUGAUAUGGUGCCCUCAGGGCCUUCGUCACCUACGGAGUCUGUUGCAUCGAGCUUCCUCUUCUCACCGCAAUCGGACGUCUCCUCAACAAAUAACCGGCCGCCGUCUAGCUGUGGAAGCAAUGCACCCCUUCCCUAUGUCAGCGACACGGGCGCAAUCUUCCGAGCAGUUUCGCAAGUAGCGAAAAGGAAGAGAAAGCUGUGUGAAAACCGGAACUCAUGGAGCCCCAAUCUUCCUUUCCCCAAGUGA